Linum trigynum is the source of this 423-nucleotide messenger RNA. The record is from the annotation of a GenBank genome assembly. NCBI's taxonomy places the organism in Eukaryota, Viridiplantae, Streptophyta, Magnoliopsida, Malpighiales, Linaceae.
AUGUCCCUGUUUGCGGUCGUUUAUCGCCGCACUCCUGCAACCACUCUUGAUCUCAUCAAGCUUCCCACCGGGUUGAAGAAGAGUGAAGCUGCUGAUUUGUUUGCUCAGUCUCAUGUGGAUACCAUUUCCCAAGUGAAGCACAAGUUAGAGCAAGCCACUGCUCGCUACAAACUUGUUGCCGAUCGUCAUCGUCGUGGUAAGACUUAUCAAGUGGGAGACUUGGUGAUGGUCUAUCUACGCAAAGAGCGUGGUGGCAGCCAGCGUAAGCUAGACCCAAGGAAGAUUGAUCCUUUCAAGAUUAUCUGGAAGAUUAAUGAUAAUGCUUAUGUCCUUGACCUUCCAGAACAUAUGCGCAUUUCCGGCACUUUCAACGUUGCGGAUUUGUAUCCCUACUACUCUGAUGAUCAAUCCGAGACGGCUUGA